Molecule: messenger RNA, 3357 nt
Organism: Pyricularia pennisetigena
Lineage: Eukaryota; Fungi; Ascomycota; Sordariomycetes; Magnaporthales; Pyriculariaceae
Exons: 3
Coding region: 1-3357 (1118 amino acids)
Biological process (GO): intracellular protein transport; retrograde transport, endosome to Golgi
Cellular component (GO): cytosol; Ric1-Rgp1 guanyl-nucleotide exchange factor complex; Golgi membrane
Molecular function (GO): protein binding
Source: RefSeq, a predicted model, not a curated record
AUGUACUGGCCGGUGGGAACACCUCGUGUGUACGCCACCAACUCGGACAAUCACGACAAAAACCUCGGCUUUGUGGUGUCGCAGGAUGGCCUACAAUCCCCCAGGGUAGACGCGGACCGCCCACCGCUCACACACGGCGAAUCAUCUUCCUCGACACACGAUGCGAACCUAGGCCCGCCACAGCCCUCACCACUAUUGACUCCGGGCACGCCUACCACGCCGAUAACUCCGGUCAUCAAGUCCGUCGAACACGCCUUCAAUUAUGAUGGUGAUUCACAAGGCUCAUCGCCGCAACCUUCGCCGGAUCCUUCCCCGAACUUGGCCACGCUUCUAAAGGAACCAAUUGUGGCGUUGCGCGUGGCUAGGACGGGUCAUCUGUUCGCAGUAAUAACCUCGACGACCAUGACCAUCUGGCAGACAAAGCCCACAGUAGUGCUCGCCGCCGUUGUUCGCUCCCAACCCUCGAUCAAGUCAUACGGCACCAAUGUAGAUCUGCUACUCCGACCAGACUCAGCAAUCUUCGUCCUCCACACGAGCUCCGGCUACCUUAUCACGUAUUCCUUGGCCACCGACGCGGAGGCGAGGGUUUACAGACCAGCGUUCACCACCCAUACCAAUAUUCAAAAGAGGAGGCAAAGCCACGCCGGCGGGCCCGGGUACGAUGCGCCGGAUCAGAUCAUGUGGGGUCCGGGAGAGGGAGGGGGCGUUCGAGACGUGAGCGUUCGCUUCAAAAUGGUAAUCAAGGUUGACGCUGGCAUUGAGAGCGCAUUGGCUUUGGACGACGAGCUGGUGGUUGCGACGCGGAAGCCGGCAGCUGUGCAAUGCAUUCGCUGGACUCCCGACAGCAAUGGAGCGCAGACCACCACGGAGAUUCUCGGUCGGAUGGGAUGGCUGGAUAAGAAGGUCACCAUCACCGAGAUGACCAAUGAUCGGCCCAUGAACCUUUCGACAUGGAUCACAAGUGACGGCAAGGCUUAUGCUGUCCAGCGCACUCCAGGCGGCCAGCCGAACUCUGAGACUGGACAGGUCGACCCAAAGAAGCUUUUCAAGGGCUAUUGUUUCCACACCCCGCGCAAUGAACAAGAAUGCGCAGAGCGUGCCGUGAUCAAUGCCCGCUUUUCCCUAAUCGCUAUAGGCUGUCUUGAUGGGCACAUACGGGUCUAUACUGUCAAGGACUAUGCAGGAAACGUGCCCUCAUCUCACGUGCAUACCUUGCCUGUCUCGAGCUCGGGUGCGGGGAGACUCAUGACGCUGACCUAUUCUCCCGAUGGAUACUGCCUGUUUGCAGGCUAUGAGAAGGGCUGGGCUACCUGGAGCGUCUACGGCAAGGCAUUGAGCCAUGGCUUUAACAACGACACUACAAUUUCUCAAAAUAACGACGAGGCGUGGCUCGAAGGUGUCAGAGACGCCGCCUGGAUCGGGGGUGCUUCGGAAAUGCUCAUAAUUGGCAUGAAGCACGAGGCCGUUUGGUUGCUGGAGAUGGCCCGCAGUGCAGUCACUGGCUGCUACUGUUCCGCUAACCUUUUCCGGACCGUCUUGCAGACCACUUCCAGCGUAAUGAUCUACCGCGGAUAUGACCUGCCUGAUUUGACCACAAUCUCGGCGGAACCUUCGCUUUGGCACACCAGCAACAUCCCCUCGACAUACCUGCUCAAUCAAUGGCCAAUCCGGUGCACAGUUGUGUCACCUGAUGGCCGCUACGUUGCCGUCUCAGGCCGCCGUGGUCUCGCGCAUUACAGCGUCAACAGUGGCCGGUGGAAGACUUUUGCCAACGAGGAGAUGGAGGAGGAGUUCCAGGUCAGGGGCGGCAUGUGCUGGUACCAAAACGUCCUGGUGGCUGCUGUCGAGGUGAACAGGACCUACGAACUCAGGUUGUACUCGAGGGAGGCCGUCCUUGACAAUGCAAACAUUGUACAUCGCGUUCCGAUGCCAUCUCCGGUGGUGCUGCUGACGCCUUCUGGUGAGGACUCCCUCCUUGUCUACGGCCACAACAACAUCCUCUACCACUUUGUGUUCUCUACCCACUCUGGCUCGGUGCAGCUAGUUCAAGUAGGUCACAUUGUAUUCCAUGGGAUCGUGCGAUCACCCUCCAGAGUCAGGGGCCUUAGUUGGAUUCUGCCCGAAUCCCAGAGACUCAAUGGUGAUCCCUCAGAUGACGUCGCCGUUGCGUCCGUCAUGUUCCUGGUCGACGGCAAGCUGGUGAUCCUCAACCCGUCACUGAAUGAGCAGGGGAACCUCAAAUACGACAUGAGGGUUGUUGCCCAAAGCGUCGAAUACUACACGUGCAUGUGGGAUCAGCCUUUCAUAGACACUUUGCCGCCGGCCAGCGACAGCGCAUUGCCGCCGGGGUCAGAACAUGAGGGCUCGCUGGAGCAGUCACUGUGGAUGUUUGAUGGUGGCGAGCUCAGGGUUUGGCCCGAUGUGCAGGGAGUGUUGGAUGUCGUCUCUCCCGCCGGAGGCGAUGUACCACCGACGGCCUCGCUUCCCACCGACUUCUACCCACUAUCGAUGCUCAGGUCCAAGGGCAUCAUCCUGGGCGUCGAGUCAGAGUUAGCGCAAAGGCGCGAUAUCAACUUUAGCUUCUUUCGUUUUGCCAUUAGGACGCACCUCUUUCUUCCCGAACUGCUCCGUUUCUACCUCCAACGUAACCUUGCCAAUGAAGCGCUACGCCUGGCUCAGCGCUAUCAAUCCCUAGCGUACUUCUCCCACGCUUUGGAAAUCCUCCUACAUCAUGUUCUGGACGAGGAAGUAGACAGCGCGCCGGCUCCAGAGGCCGCCAUCCUUCCGCGCGUACUGUCCCUCUUGUCGUCCUUCAAGGACUACUUGGAUGUAGUCGUUCAGUGCACGCGCAAGACCGAGGUCCGGUCCUGGCGAACCCUUUUCGCCUACCUCCCGCCCGCUCAGGAGCUCUUCGAGGAAUCCCUUCUGCGUGGCAACCUCAAGACAGCCGGCGGCUACCUGCUCGUCCUCCACACCUUCGACGAGCUGUCCGCAGCUGGCGAGCAGAGCGUCCGCCUACUGGGCAGGGCUAUGCGCGAAGGCGAUUGGGAGCUGUGCAAGGAGCUGGCCAGGUUCCUGGCUGCACUUGACGACAGCGGGGAAACGUUGCGCGAGGCACUUGAAAGCGUCGACAUCAAGCUCGACGGCGAUCGCCACGGCACCGGGGCCGGGAACCAGCUCUCUACGAGGCUGGGCGUGCCGGCGCCAUCCUUUUCGCUUGGAACCGAGCGCAGCAGGAGCAGAGAGACGGCCAAGAGGCGGAGCAUAACUGGGCUUGGUAUUAUAAGCAGCGUCGGGAGCAGCGAUGCCGGGAGCGAUGUUGGCAGUACAACGUCGAGCGUUCUCGAGUCCAGUUAA